Messenger RNA from Psilocybe cubensis, 1197 nucleotides. RefSeq lists its product as uncharacterized. The transcript has 7 exons. The coding region runs from base 1 to 1197 and encodes 398 amino acids. Lineage: Eukaryota; Fungi; Basidiomycota; Agaricomycetes; Agaricales; Agrocybaceae. The record is from RefSeq and is a predicted model, not a curated record.
AUGAUUUGGUCCCUUCUGACCGCCUUUGUUAUUGCGGGAAUCCACGGGGCAGCCACAGCGGCGGGCACCUCAGGUCCAGCAGCAUGCGUUACUUUUGACAUCAACUGGAAUCUGUUGGCAUUUGGGUUCAAUGGGAAGGAUUACAAUGCUGGGACACAGGACACGUGGACCUCAUCAAGUGCUCCAACGGAUAUCACGACUCAGGGUCGCCCACCGUUCGAUAGCGCCAACACAACGUGCUACCUGGCCCAGUUCUUCAAUGCCAUCUACGUUCUCAAUGCCGACAGCUCAAGUCCAUCUUCAAUCUACAUCUAUGAUGUUGCGAAAGCCUCUUGGUCCAAACAGAGUGUGGACGUUGGUACAUUCGAUCCAACCAACUUUGCCGCCAUCCUGGACCACGACACCAACGUCUUCUACUCCUACUCCGCUGGUGACAUGUUCUCGCUCGACAUGCAGUCGCAAACAGCUGCCAUUCCGAGCGCUAUUCCGUGGAAGGAGGUGCAGAAACCUGAUCUUUCGUCUGAUCCAGACGGCACCUCGACGCCCGGAGCGAACACAGCUGGAUACGAACCUGUCAUGGCACUUGCCCAAAACCAUGUCCACUUCCUCGGUGUCCCAGGCCUGGCCCCAGGCAAUGCCAAAAUCUUUGUGAUUCACUUCUCGUUCAUGCAACCAGCACCACAAUUCUAUGGCACCGCCUUCCCUGACACCCAUGGCAAAGCCGCGUCGUUCUUCCUUGACAGCGGUGUCCAACAAGAAUUUGCGUUCAUUCCCGACGACGGAAGCGCGACAUAUGUCAUCAACGUCGAGAGCAACACCACGAAAACACUCUCCGGUCCUCCCCAACGUGAUCCAUUUGCCUCGUACAGCGCUUCCACCAGCGCCCUCGUUCAGUUGAACACUGCCGGACAGGUAGCAUUUUUGGCGUAUGACCCCAAGACCACUACCAGCGGCGGUACAUGGGCCACAAUCUCCAAGCUUCCUUCGGCUUUGUCAUCUGGUUCAUCUUCAAACGGUUCUAGCGCCACAGGAAACACGACCGGUUCUUCGGGCUCUGGUUCUGGAACGAACUCAUCGUCGGGCAACUCAUCCGGGUCUUCCAAUAACAAUAAAUCUGAUGCUGUUUCUAGCAUCCGACUGGGUGCUGGAAUGUUCCUCGCUGCUGGAAUGACUCUUAUUGGGAUGCUGUCUCUAUAG